Molecule: messenger RNA, 2692 nt
Organism: Loxodonta africana (African savanna elephant)
Lineage: Eukaryota; Metazoa; Chordata; Mammalia; Proboscidea; Elephantidae
Gene: NMNAT3
Product: nicotinamide nucleotide adenylyltransferase 3
Exons: 5
Coding region: 390-1145 (251 amino acids)
Biological process (GO): NAD+ biosynthetic process
Cellular component (GO): mitochondrion
Molecular function (GO): nicotinate-nucleotide adenylyltransferase activity; nicotinamide-nucleotide adenylyltransferase activity
Source: RefSeq, a predicted model, not a curated record
AAGGGGCGGGGCGCGGGAACCGCUGUCUCCUCAGGGCCCGCCCCCAGCCGGGGGCGGGGCGCAGAGCUGAGUUUUCCUCAGACUCCGCCCACAGUGGGGAGCCCGGCGGAGCUCAAGGUCAAGUUAGCCACAGCCCCCGCCCCAGAGCGAGGGGUCGGGGCAGGCUCGUGCUGGGGCUCCCCGACCCAGAGACACCCUCGCGUCCUGGGAGCACGCGUAGUCCUCGCCCGGUCCUCCCGUGCUGGGCAGUGCGUCGGUCGAGAGCCCCGGUUCGGCCCGGCCGAUCCCCCGGUCCCCAGCGUUCCUCCAGGCUUGCCGAGUGCCACUGUGGAGCCCGGCGGCGCACAGGCACGGUGGCUGCUGCAGGGGGUGUGGAUGUGCCUGACAAGAUGAAGAGCCGAAUCCCUGUGGUUCUCCUGGCCUGUGGCUCCUUCAACCCCAUCACCAACAUGCACCUGCGUUUGUUUGAGGUGGCCAGAGACCACCUACACCAAACAGGUGUGUACCAGGUGAUCGCAGGCAUCAUCUCCCCUGUCAAUGACAAGUACGGGAAGAAAGACCUCACAGCAGCCCAGCACCGGGUGGCCAUGGCUCAGCUGGCGCUACAGACAUCUGACUGGAUCCGGGUGGACCCCUGGGAGAGUGAGCAGGCGCAGUGGAUGGAGACAGUGAAGGUGCUGAGGCAUCACCACAGCGAACUGCUCAGAUCCCUGCCGCAGACGGAAGGCCCUGGUGACAAGCCAGUCUCCCCAGCCCCUGCAGCUGUGCCGGAACUGAAGCUCCUCUGCGGGGCAGACGUCCUGAAGACCUUCCAGAUUCCCGGCCUCUGGAGAGACGCGCACGUCCAGGAGAUAGUGGAGAAGUUCGGCUUGGUGUGCGUGGGCCGGGCAGGCCACGACCCUGAGGAGUACAUCUUGAAGUCGCCCAUCCUCCGAAAGUACCAGCACAACAUCCACCUGGCCAGGGAGCCUGUGCAGAACGACAUCAGCGCCACCUACGUCAGGCGCGCCUUGGGCCAAGGGCAGAGCGUCAAGUACCUGCUCCCUGACUCCGUCAUCACCUACAUCAAGGACCACAAGCUCUACACCAACGACAGUCCCUCGACAGGCAACAGCACCCCGAGGAACAAAGAAAAGACAAGUUAAGUGAGAUCCCAAAAGCCAGCUGCUGCUCCUCCGCAGAGCUCCUCCUGGGGAGAGGGCUGGGAUGGUUUUUGUUUUGUUUUGCCUUUAUUUGUUUUAUUUCUACAAUGAUUUUACUUCUGAGGAGUUCUCUGCUCCAGGGACGAUUCCUUCUUUGGGGAUCUCUCUGUCUACGUCUCAGGGAUAGACAUUUAUCAAAGAAGAUGGUGGCAGGUCAGAGGAUUAGGCAGUCUCUCAGAACCCCUGGAUGAAGAGGCCUAUUCAUUUCCUGCAAAUCGUUAAUUGUGACAAGCCACAGGGAGCGUGCACACUGGAUGCAGUUCCAGGCAUGGCAGGGACCCCGAGGGUCAUAUCAAAAUUGCCCACAAUGUGUUCUUCAACAUGCAGCAUGCGGCUCUUGAUUGGAGAGAUUUGACAGGAUGCUAAUUUUACCCAAAAAUGGGCUUUGUCUCCCUUUUUGCACACAGAAUAAUAUUGAGGAGUCAAAAACCUGGGAGCAGCACUUUGCUGAUUCACAUCGACUCUGCCUGCCUGCCUCCUGACCACUGAUAAAAUUUAAACUAAACUCUAAGGAGUGGUCCUCAAACAGUAUUUUUGAAACAGCGAUAUUUUUAAUACCACCGUCCUAUAAACGCAGAGCUCCUGAUUUCAGGAUUUCUAAAAGGAGCUGAGGUAGAACAGAUGCCUUGACUGUUUUAGAGGCUCUUUUUGAAUGUUUUAUGACUGCCUGCCUGUUUGAAUAUUGGCAAAGAGAUAAAUAAUAAAUUCACAUCAAAAAAGUCCUAAUGAAAAGUUUCUCUUUUUUCCUUCCUUUGUUAUAUUAUUAAUGCCUAACGUUUUUUUUAACGUACCAGCUGUUGCUCUUCUUUUUUAGCUACUCCAUGAAAUUUGCUACUAUUCCAAUCGAACUGGCAUGAAUUUAAAGGAUUCUGUUCCCGAGUAGUAGCCGUGAAGGAAGCAAUUGCUUCUCCGUAGGAUAACCAACGGUUUUCUAAUUUGAAGCGCUGGGUGAACGGCUCCUUUCUGGUGGGCCCUGGAAGAUGGGAACAGAAGCCUCGGGUGUGUUGAGGUCUUGUCACACCGGAUUAGGAAGCAGUUUUGAUUGACCUGAUUCUAUUUGGCUUUACUCUUUACAUAUGCUAACCAGAUGGCAUAACGCAUUCAGAAUUUACUUUCUCUGUCGUUUUGCCCUACAGAUUUACUUAAGCAGAAAAACAAAGGGCCAACCAGAAAGGAUCUAAUAUCCCCCCAAAAUAUCUCAGCGUUUGCAUGUGUGUCAUAAGGAGAUGAGUGAAUUAGGAAACCAGGGUUUUCGGAAUCCUGAGUGGUGGGACCGUUCUAUGGGGAGUCCCCACACUACCACCCCUGCAACUGCUAAAGCCACUCCCCACCCUGACUGACCUCUGCCCUCAAGAGGUCCCCGAAGAUGCUGAUAAUUCAGGGGACUAGAAAUCAAACAGCCUUGUCCAAAAGCUGCCGCCCCAAGCUGUGUGACUCUGAUUGACUCCUUUCCCUACUGUAAGCCUCAGUAUUCCUGCCAAUUAAGCCAG